AAAUGGAGGUUUCUAGCCGUAGCUAUGUAGGCGUGAAGGAUAUAAAUACAAUGAUGCAGAAGCAGAGAUGAACGCAAGGGAGAAGGCGAAGCCAACAAAGCAACAUUUAAGGGGUUGCUUAGCUUUCUCUGAGGUGUUGCAGAGAGAGGGAUCCGUACAAAUAGGGAAAGAUACAGCGUAGGAAAAUGGAGAAGGAGAUGAGGGCAAUAAUGGUGGUGUUGAUAACUGUGUGGUGUGGAAUUGUGUGGGAAAGAGGGGAAGCGUUGAUAAAGCUGCCAGGAAAUGAGACAGUGCCAGGUCUCAUUAUAUUUGGGGACUCAAUUAUGGACACAGGCAGUAACAAUGACCUAAGAACCCCUGCCAAGUGUAAUUUUCUUCCUUAUGGCAGAAACUUCGACGGUGGCAGACCUACCGGAAGAUUCUCUAAUGGCAGAGUCCCUUCUGACUUCAUAGUUCAAGAACUGGGCAUUAAGGAAUUUGUACCUUCCUAUAAAGACUCCAAUUUGCACCCCAAUGAUCUCUUGACUGGUGUCAACUUUGCUUCUGGUGGUUCAGGCUACGAUCCUUUGACCCCAAAUAUUGUGUCGGUGAUACCAUUAUCAGAUCAAUUGCAACAAUUCAAAGAAUACAUAGGGAAGCUGAAACAAAAUUUUGGAGAAGAGAAAGCAAAUUUCGUAUUAUCAAAAAGUCUGAUCCUUGUGGUAGCAAGCAGCAACGACAUUGCCAACUCUUACUUUGCGACCGGACUUAGGCGAAUGCAAUAUGAUAUUCCCUCUUACACUGAUCUCUUGCUGCACCAUGCCUCUACCUUUGUCCAGGAAUUGUACGGAUUAGGAGCCAGGAGAAUCGGAGUGUUCAGUGCACCCCCGCUGGGAUGCAUGCCUUCACAGAGAACAAUGUUUGGAGGAAUAGGGAGAGACUGCUCGCCAGACACAAACAUGGCCUCACAUUUGUUCAAUCUAAAACUAUCUGCGGAACUGAACUCAUUAAAUCACAAUCUGCCACAAGCCAAGUUCGUGUAUAUUGAUGUUUACCAACCUCUGCUUCAUAUUAUCCAGAACCCAGGCAAAUAUGGGUUUGAGGUGGUUGAUAGAGGAUGCUGUGGGACAGGGACUAUGGAGGUGUCCAUAUUGUGUAAUCGGCUUCUUCCUCAGACUUGUGCCGACGAGUCCAAGUAUGUGUUUUGGGAUAGCUACCAUCCCACUGAAAGAACAUACCAAAUUCUUGUGGACUUAGUUCUCAACAAAUACAUUUCCCACUUCAUCUGAUAAACCUCACUGCUAUAUAUCAUGUACGAUCC
Messenger RNA from Neltuma alba, 1300 nucleotides. Its product is annotated as GDSL esterase/lipase EXL3. Gene Ontology annotation, molecular function: lipase activity. The transcript has 5 exons. Lineage: Eukaryota; Viridiplantae; Streptophyta; Magnoliopsida; Fabales; Fabaceae. The record is from RefSeq and is a predicted model, not a curated record. Bases 186 to 1268 code for a protein of 360 amino acids. Gene Ontology annotation, biological process: lipid metabolic process. Gene Ontology annotation, cellular component: extracellular region.